This is a messenger RNA of Mobula hypostoma (lesser devil ray), 3104 nucleotides long. It is a transcript of the gene htr3b, whose product is annotated as 5-hydroxytryptamine (serotonin) receptor 3B. Gene Ontology annotation, molecular function: acetylcholine-gated monoatomic cation-selective channel activity; serotonin-gated monoatomic cation channel activity. The record is from RefSeq and is a predicted model, not a curated record. NCBI's taxonomy places the organism in Eukaryota, Metazoa, Chordata, Chondrichthyes, Myliobatiformes, Myliobatidae. Bases 68 to 1426 code for a protein of 452 amino acids. Gene Ontology annotation, biological process: chemical synaptic transmission; signal transduction; regulation of membrane potential. The transcript is spliced from 9 exons. Gene Ontology annotation, cellular component: postsynaptic membrane; neuron projection; synapse.
UUCACUCAGUUCACUGUGAUCGAGAUAAAGCAGCAAAGAUUCAAAGCCCAAGUUCUCCUGGAAGGAAAUGCCACUACCUCUGUUUCUGUUCUGCCUGAUUUCAGGAAAUGUCGGUUACAGUACAUCAGUUCAGAAUUCAACCGUACAUCAGUUAAUGGAGGCUCUACUGUGGGACUAUGACAAAGGAGUCCGACCAGUUAAAGACUGGACCCAGCCCACAACCAUUUAUAUUGACUUCAUUCUUCAUGCUGUGCUAGAUGUGGAUGGUCAAAACCAAAAACUGACGACAAGUGUCUGGUACCGACAGCUAUGGAUGGACGAGCACCUGGUAUGGAAUGCAUCAAAUUUUGAUGGGAUCAAUGAAAUUUCUCUGCCUGUUGACGCAAUCUGGAUCCCUGACAUAAUCAUUCAAGAAUUUAUCGAUGUCGGCAAAUCACCUUAUUUGCCCUAUGUAUACGUGAAUGCCUCUGGUGCUGUUAAAAACUACAAGCCAAUGCAGGUUGUCUCUGCCUGCAACCUGGACAUCUAUGCCUUUCCGUUUGACAAACAGAACUGCACCUUCACGUUCUGCAGCUGGCUGCACACAGUAAAUGAUGUCACCCUCAAGUUUUGGAGAAGUUUUGAUGAGAUUGAGAAUGAUACUAGGGCAUUUUUAGGUGACGGUGAGUGGGAGCUCCUCUCUGUCCCUUCCAAAUAUGAAAGGAUACACGACAAAGGCAAAGAUUAUGCGCAAAUUCAGUUUAAUAUUGUAAUAAGACGAAGACCUCUGCUUUAUGUAGUCAGUCUGUUGUUGCCCAGCAUAUUUCUGAUGCUGGUAGAUGUGACCAGCUACUUCCUGCCUCCAAGCAGCAGUGGCAGAAUAACUUUCAAAUCCAGCAUCCUGCUUGGAUACACGGUGUUCCGAAUGAACCUAGACGAUGAACUACCCAUUACUGCUCUGCGCACCCCACUCAUUGGAGUGUUCUUCGCCGUCUGUAUAGCUCUGCUUGUGAUCAGUUUAGCUGAAUCAAUCCUCAUAGUACAGCUCCUGAAUGUGAACAGGGAGGCAGAACCAGAGAGCUCGGUCUCAAUGGACAGCUCUACAAAGCAGAGCACCACUGACAGUCUGUGCGCAUCUCUGAAGGUGAAAGAGGAAACCUGUGACGAUGGAGUUUCUGAGAGUGACCCUCAACAAGAGGAAGAGAAAUUUCUCAACAAAGAUGCCCAAGACUACCUGACCCAGAGGUUACCAAUGAAAAAGAUACAAGAGGAGAUAUCUUCAAUCAAACUCUGCCUUCACCAGCUAGAUGGCGCCAGCAACCACAAGAAUGAAUGGUUGGCGUUCUGUUACAGAUUGGAUCGGGUCCUCUUCCUUGUAUAUUUGGUGACCUUUGGGGUUUAUACCGUUACCAUGACCACCCUCUGGCUGAUGUGGAGUUACCCUUAGCAUUGUACUAUCAGGUUACUCUUAACACCCACAAUGCCCCACCCCAAACCUUUUAGUAAAACUUGGGCUGUCUCUGGUUUAGGAAAUUAAAAUAGCUUAGUGAACUAGAUCAGUAGAUUUUUCUCCCCAACAAGAUGGUAUCAAGUCUAAGAUUUGCUCUGAAAAUAAGGAACAUGUUUGUACCCUUUUGGGGAUCAAUCAGAAUGGUACAACACGCUGAAUAUUUUUCUGCAGUGUUAAACAAUAAUAUUGCUUCUUCAUUGUCAUCUGUGAAGUCCAUUUGCUGUCCCUCAUAGAUGUUCCUAACUCCAGUACUUCUCAGCCAUGGAACACAAACAAAUUCUCCCAAAUUUAAAACAUUACAGGCUGUGCAAGCAGCCCCUAAGUUUAGAUCCCUGACACCUAAACUGGCUAAAUUUUGCAGCAUAUAAUCUGCAUUGUUUUUUCGUUCAACUGUCUUCUAUUUAAGCAGUUAACCAUAUUAUCAUGGAAAAAUCCCUAAAUGCUUUCCAAGCUAUGACAGAACAUUUAGCAUGUUGAGAUAAUCAUUUAUUGAAUGCCAUAACAUUGCCGAGUAUGAAAUAGGAUGCUUCUAGAAGAGUUUCAUAUUCAAAUCAAAUAAAUUCAAAGCUACUUAGGAAGUUUUUUCCACUAUUAUCUUCUUAAAAAUGGUUCUGAUUCUGAAUGAAAAUAAAUACAAACCCUGUAAAUUCACUAUGAUCUUGAUAAUAUAUUAAUUAAGAAGAGUUGACUGUCUUAACCCAUGAUAUUUUUGGUCAUUUCUAUUGAAUGUCAGAAUGCAAAUUAACCAAAAUGCCACACUUUACCCUAACAUAGAGUGUUCCAAUAAACUUUCUACUGAAGUCAAGCACAUGAAACAAGUGCCCAAUUUGCUUAUCUCAGUUUGCCAAUGAUGGAUUAUCAGAAAACUUGGAUUUUUGUGGUAGCUAAGUGAAAUGUUACGAAGUGUUUUUUUACAGUGAUCUCAAUUGACAUUGAGUCUGUAAUAUGUAUCUGUGAUCAAAAGCUUGGUCAAAAUGGCAGACUUCCAAAAUCUUAAAAGAGGUGAAAAAUGGUGUGAAUUUUGGAGUGAAGUGCUCGACCUUAAGUUUGAAAUACAUGAAAAUACAGUUGCCUAUUGUUAGAUUAACAUUACUCCCAAAAUGCUUUACCAUUCUGUUUUUAAUUAGAGUCUGCAUCAAUAUAACACUGAAAGAUGUAGCUAAUAAUAAUGUCCAGGUGACUAUCAAUCCAUAGGAAUAUCCAGUUUGGAGAGACUACUCUGUUGGGACACUUUGGUACAUUGUGUUAUCGAGUGUAUUAGACAUAGAGUAAAUAAACAGUUAAUGUUCAAUAAUCACUCAGUAGAAUGUCACAGCUAAAACAUCACUAAACAUCCUGAGACAGUUCAUGAGAGUGUUACUACAAAAGUUAUGACUCUAAGCCACAAAAGCAUUGCCAAAGAGCUGAAUUUUUGAAAGUGUAUUCACUAGGAAAUGGAUUAAUAGAGGAAGAGGAAAGGAACAGCAUAACUUUUGAAAUCAGACUUGGGUAACUCCAAUAGAGAAUCUUUUUUUUUUGUAAUUUGUUUGAGUCAGAACCUUAGAGUAAACAGUAUUUUUUAGAAUCUCAGAUGUGAGCAAUUCAAUGGAAUUUCUCCCUGUUGGGUACUAAAGAA